This is a messenger RNA of Helobdella robusta, 786 nucleotides long. RefSeq lists its product as hypothetical. Gene Ontology annotation, molecular function: N-acetyl-beta-glucosaminyl-derivative 4-beta-N-acetylgalactosaminyltransferase activity. The record is from RefSeq and is a predicted model, not a curated record. The transcript has 5 exons. The annotation marks the transcript as partial. Gene Ontology annotation, biological process: glycosphingolipid biosynthetic process; carbohydrate metabolic process. Lineage: Eukaryota; Metazoa; Annelida; Clitellata; Rhynchobdellida; Glossiphoniidae.
GAAAUUGGUGAAUUAGAAAGAGAAUUUUUUGAUUAUGGUCAAAGCGGCACAUGGUAUCCUUUGUCUUGUAUCCCAAGACACAAAGUUGCAGUAAUAAUACCUUUUCGUAAUAGAGAAAACCAUUUAAAAGUUAUUCUUAAAGUCCUGGUGCCAAUGUUACGUAGACAACUAUUGUUUUAUACAAUAUUUGUUAUCGAACAAGAUUCACCUCUUAUUUUUAAUAAAGCUUCAUUGAUGAAUGCCGGCUUUAAGGAAGCAUCAAUGUUUCAAAACUAUGACUGCUACAUAUUUCAUGACGUUGAUAUGCUCCCCGAAAAUGAUAGAAAUUUUUAUACUUGUUCACAUGUUCCUCGUCAUCUAGGAGCAUUUGUGGAUAAAUGGGAUUAUAUAAUACCGUAUAUUGAUUUGUUUGGUGGAGUUACAGCCUUCAGCUACAAUCAUUUCUUGUCAGUCAACGGUUUUGCUAAUUCAUUUUAUGGCUGGGGAGGUGAGGAUGACGACAUGAUUAUGUUUAGAAAACUGAACGUAACGAGAUAUCCUAUUGCAAUUGCAAAAUAUACAAUGAUAAAACAUGUAUCUGAUGAUGGCAAUCCUAAUAAUAUAAAAAGGUGCCAUCAAGCUUUCAUUUUCCGGCCAAAAUUAUACAAAAAUGAUGGUUUAAAUACUUUGCAAUACAAAAUUGAAAAGAUGGAAGUACGUCCUUUGUACAUUUGGUUCCUUAUGUCGUUGCCUCCUCAGCCUCGUUAUUUGACAAAACAAACCAAAACAACAACAAAAAAUACUUGA